Choloepus didactylus (southern two-toed sloth) is the source of this 2662-nucleotide messenger RNA. Its product is annotated as leucine-rich repeat-containing protein 37A2-like. The record is from RefSeq and is a predicted model, not a curated record. NCBI's taxonomy places the organism in Eukaryota, Metazoa, Chordata, Mammalia, Pilosa, Megalonychidae. Bases 93 to 2618 code for a protein of 841 amino acids. The transcript is spliced from 12 exons.
CAUUUGAACCACUACCUUUUUUGCAGUUUGUAAAUCUUGGUUGCAAUUUACUCACAGAACUCAGCUUUGGAACAUUUCAGGCUUGGCAUGGAAUGCAGUUUUUACACAAGUUAAUUCUCAAUCGUAAUCCUCUGACAGCUGUUGAAGAUUCAUAUCUUUUUAAAUUGCCAGCAUUAAAAUAUUUAGAUAUGGGAACAACACAAGUGUCACUUACAACAGUUGAGAACAUCCUCAUGAUGACACUCGAGUUGGAAAAAUUGAUUUUACCUAGUCGAAUGGCCUGCUGCCUCUGCCAAUUUAAAAAUAAUAUUGAGGUUAUCUGCAAGACAGUCAAACUGCAUUGUGAUGUUGAAUGUAUGACAAACACAACACGUUGUGAUGAGGAAGCAUCUCUAGCAGAUGCGGAAGGAGCGUUCAUGCAGGCAUUACAAGCUCGGAAGAAGAACACCAGCACUGAGCUGACUAUUGAGCCAGAGAAACCAAAUGCAGACCAAAAUGGCGUCAGUUUGUCAACUUUCAUGAAUGAACAGCUCGACUUUAACGAUGAAACUGAUGUUAUUGCUGCACUGAAUUAUAUAUUGCCUUAUUUCUCAGAGGGAAAGCUAGAAGAUGUAGAAUCAAUAUUAUUACCAUUCAUUAAACUGCUUUUGUCAAAUGUACAAGAAGGAAAUAAUCCCCUGACUUUGAAAAACAAUACAGGGAGCCUGUCUCUUAAACAUGUAUCCAACAAUGCAACUUACCAAAAUAAAUUGAGGAAACUCUAUUUUCUGGGAAAUUUGUUAGAUGCAGAAAUUCAGGAAAAAAUAGAUGAGGUUAAAAAGAGAGAAAAAACUGCCAUGCUUAUGCAUUCCAACUUAUUAGGUACCAAAUUUAAACGCCAAAUCUUUCGAAAGAGAUUGGAUAUGGCCCAGCCGUGGGAAAACAGCCUGGCAAAGAUUCAGAAAGCAAGUGUAGAAAAAAAGGUGGAGACACUGAACAGAGACAUCAAGGGGCUAAAGGACUUCUGGAAAAUGUACUUCCAAGAAAAGGGGAAAAGGAGCAUCAAGAGGAAAUGGGGUGCCCAGCCGUUUGUGGAGAAUACUGACAAAGAAAGCAAGCCCAGGAGGCCAACCCCAAGGGAGCUGGGACAACAUCACAUGGUGCGGAAGCCAAGGAAGUUAGAGGGAAACUCCUUCGAUGCUGAGCCUUCAUUCAUAAAGGAACAUAAGGCAGCAAUCUCUUCUCCCCUGAAACAAUACUUGAUGGGCAGGCCUUCUACCUCCAUCCCUCCAAGAACCCGACCUGAAGUUAGAAAUAAAUCGAAAGACUUAUCCUACACCCUUUUUGUUUUAGAAGAUGCAAAUGCUAGAGUUAAAAACAUGAAGGCUCCUAAACCAAUCUCAUAUUCUAGGAAUAAUUACCUCUUUCCUAAAGUUCGCUCUCACGCAGUCCACAGGCCACUCAAGGCCAGACCAAGUCAAAAGUUCAGAAAGAAAGGUGCACUCAAUAGACUUAUGCUUGGAAAGAGACCUCCUUUCUCUGCAGUGAGGAGCCUCAUAAAUUCCCCUGCACAAAAGGCUUUUUCAUCUUCAGGGGAACUAAGUUCUCAGGAGACUCCUUUUCCAGAAGCAUUUGGUUUUUCAGAAUCUCCCACAGAAAAUGCUGCUCCAGAAAGUGCUAGUGUAGAAAGCACUUUUGUAGACAACGCUUAUGCAGAAAACAGUACCAUGAUAGAAAAGUCUACACCUAAAAGUCCUGCCUUUAGGAAUUCUUCCACUGCAAAUUCUGCUAUGACUGGAGGCAACUUAAUGUUAAUGGUUAAACGAACCAAUGAAACACAAUGGGAAUACCAUAACUUGGGCACUGACUUAUCCUCCAAGCCCAAAGGCUCCACUCUGCGUUUCCUCCCAUCCCCGGGUGAUAAAUUUGAAACUCAGCUAAACCAGCAGCUACGGUCUCUCAUCCCUAACAACGAUGUGAGAAGGCUCAUUUCUCAUGUUAUCCGGACUUUGAAAAUGGACUGCUCUGAGCCCCGUGUUCAACUGGCCUGUGCAAAGCUCAUCUCCAGAACAGGCCUCCUGAUGAAGCUUCUCAGUGAGCAGCAGGAAGUAAAGGUGUCCAAGGCAGAGUGGGAUACAGACCAGUGGAAAACUGAGAACUACAUCAAUGAGAGCACAGAAGUCCAGAGUGAACAAAAAGAGCAAGGGUCCAGGGAGCUCACAAAGGAGGUUCCAGGAUAUGGCUAUAACAACAAACUCAUCUUGGCAAUAGCUGUCACUGUGGUAGUGAUGAUUUUGAUUAUAAUUUUCUGUCUCAUUGAGAUUUAUUCUCAUAAACUAGCAUCAGAAGAAGAUGUAGAAAAAGCCCCAAGGGGCUCUUUGCAUUUUCUGCUGCAAAGGAGAUGUGCAUCAGAAGAUGAGAGUGAGGAGGGAUUUUUCUGGAAAAGGCGGCCACUUUGGCUUAGGGAUAUGUAUAGACCUCUCAACGCCACACACAAGAAAAACAUGGCACAGAAGCUACACGACAAGGACUCUUCUGAUGAGGAUGAGAUUUUCAACAAAAAUAGAGGGGUGUCCAGCACCUCAGCAGAGAAGACUACGGGGACUAGAGAGACGACCGAAGAGCCGGGGCCCCCCUGAGGAGCUGGGGAAAAUGUGGAAGUGUUGGACACCCUCACCUGGAC